Dendronephthya gigantea is the source of this 2498-nucleotide messenger RNA. Its product is annotated as FAD-dependent oxidoreductase domain-containing protein 2-like. The record is from RefSeq and is a predicted model, not a curated record. Lineage: Eukaryota; Metazoa; Cnidaria; Anthozoa; Malacalcyonacea; Nephtheidae. The transcript has 23 exons. Gene Ontology annotation, molecular function: monooxygenase activity; flavin adenine dinucleotide binding. Bases 24 to 1985 code for a protein of 653 amino acids.
AUGCUAAUUCGGCCCAUCCAUUAAUGUUUCGUUUAAGUUACUGCCAAUGUUGCAUGAACUAUUUAUAUUCCUCUGUGUGCUUGCGGACGAGUCAUUGCCGAGCGAGGCUGUCCUUGGGAAAUAUGGCUGCAAAGUUUGAGUCCAGUUUUGGCGUCAUUGUGUUCUUGCUUAGUCUGUUCACGACGUUUUGUAGAGAAAUUAAAACCCACCAUGAAUAUUGUGUUGUAGGCGCUGGUCCGGGAGGGCUGCAAAUUGCAUACUUUUUGAAAAGAUCGAAUCGGGAUUACAUUGUUUUUGAACGCAAUUCUGAAGCGGGUUCAUUCUACAAGUUCUACCCUCGUCAUCGUGGCUUGAUUUCGAUAAACAAGAGGCACACAGGUAAAACAAAUAAAGAAUUCAACAUGAGGCAUGAUUGGAACUCGCUGCUAAGUGAUGACGAAUCCCUUCGUAUGACAAGAUACAGUAAAAUGCUGUUUCCAAAAGCUGACGUUUUGGUUCAAUACCUGAACGAUUUUGCCACAAAGUUAAAUCUCAAGAUUUCUUACAACACCGAAGUCAAAAGCGUAUCAAAACAAGUCGCGAAUAAUUCGUUUAUACUUCAAGAUCAGAACGGUUUUGUUUAUACGUGUGACGACCUGAUAGUCAGCACUGGGAUCCCAAUUGAGAAUAUCCCAGAUUUCAAAGGCAUCGAACAUACACAGAGUUAUGGCGAGAUGUCCCUGGAUCGAGAAGAUUACGAGGGCCAAACUGUGUUAAUCCUGGGAGGAGGAAAUGCGGCAUUCGAAACUGCAGAUUUUAUCAUGGAAUCGACGAAUGUCGUUCAUGUUAUGGGCAGAUCAAGAGUUCGACUGGCCUGGUCAACUCACUACGUUGGCGAUGUUAGAGCUGUCAAUAAUCGUAUUUUGGACAAUUACCAGUUGAAAUCUUUGGACGGUUACCUAGAAAAGUCCUUCUCGCAAAUAAGUAUAGUGAAACACAACGGGAGACUUUACGUGGACUUCUAUGACACAAAAGGAAAGAUUUUAAACAAGACUGGCGUUGCACCUGACAACUAUUCCCUACGCGAGCCGUAUGAUAAAAUUCUGAGAUGUCUCGGUUUCCGGUUUGAUUUCUCGAUAUUCAACGACACGGUCAUGCCAAACAAAUGCGAAGGAAAGAAAAGCAAAUAUCCUCUCAUAACUCCUGAUUAUCAAAGUGACAACGUUCCAAGAUUGUGGUUUGGGGGAGCAACCGCGCACUCUUUGGACUGGAAGAAGUCUGCUGGAGGAUUCAUCCAUGGUUAUCGCUACACAGCGCGAUCACUUCAUCGGAUCUUGGAAUGGAGAAAUCACGGAGUGAAAUGGAAACACCACAUCAUCCCACAAAGUCAGAUCUUGAAUUAUAUCACGAAACGAGUUAACGAAGCCUCGGGGAUUUAUCAAAUGUUUGGUAUUUUGGUGGAUGUCGUCAUCUACGUAAGCGAAGACCAGGCCAUAUAUAUUGAAGAAUUUCCUUUAAAGUUGCUGGACAAAUUUGAACGUUAUUCAGGUUUGCCCAGCGGUCCCACAAUUGUGGUGAAUAUGGAGUAUGGAAAAUCGUUUUCAGGGGCUGGACGCGAUACAUUUCACGAGGAUCGGGCAACAUUGGAUCCUUCACGUGCCCACAUCUCUAAUUUCCUCCAUCCAGUUUUGUACUUUUACCGCCAACCUGUCAAAGCCAUGGGAAAGGAUUAUUCACUGCCAAAGCCGGAUCGUAUCCAUCACAUUGUUGAAGAUUUCUUGACGAAAUGGACAGGCCCAUUCAGUCACCUCGUGCCUUUAAGAAGGUUUUUAGAACAUCUGCAAGGAGAAGAUUUGAGAAACUUCUUUUCGCAAAGCUGUUUUAAGCUUGCAAUGACACACACAAGGCUCCCAAGAAGAUGCAACGACUAUUUUUUAAAAGGUUCAUCGCUUCCUGGCGAAUCUACGCUGAUCGAUUUUGCCCGCGCACAAAGCCUACUGGUAUGAGCGGAGACUCGUCGGAAAGCAUCGGAAAGCAUCGGAAAGCAUCGGAAAGCAUGGGAAACCAUCGUCAGGUUAGAGCGUGUUACGUCAUGUGUUGUUGUGGUUGCUAGGUAACCGAUUAGAGGGUCGAAUAUACGAUGCAGUCGUGUGUGUGACGUUUCGAAGUAGUGUGUGAGCAAUGUGUUUAUUGGACCAUUGGCAAACGAGGGAGUUACAGAGUGUUUGCGGAAAGAUUAGGCGACUUCCAUUCUCGUAUGAACAACGCAGGAUAACUUAGGAUUGCAAGGAAUAGAGGUGGUCUUUCUCCAGCAGAUAAUUUAACGGGGAAAUGCAGAACAAAAAACCCACUUUAAUAUCAAACUACAAACUACACAAUAUGAUAAUCUUAUAGCUUAUGCAACUGCACAUUUGAGUUGUUUCUUUCGAUACCUUGAAUAUCGUGUUGGCAAAAUUUCGCCAAUCCGGUUUCCUGCACAGAGAAACAAAUUAUUUAAUGGGUCCUUAGGCAUAGCCAUA